AUGAAGCUUCAACUCAGUGCCUUGGUCCUUUUGGGCUUUCUGCUGUGCGCCGUGAAUGCCGAGAAAUCAGCACAAUUGAAAGGUCGUCGUUCAUCCUACUUCAAUGAGCCUACCCUUGCCAAAUUUCGGUCCGAAGAGGCUCCGCAAUUAGCCGAUGCCGCUGCUGUUGAUGAAGGUGCGGACACUGAGAAAGCUGGCGUAGCUUCCGCUAGCAGCACUGGCAACAAAGACGCCUCCAGUGGACGCCUCUUCCUCAAAAAGUUCCUGUUGUUUAAAAAUAUGUUCGGGCAGAGCCAGCAGCCCGUCAUACCCAUCAUUAUCACGGGCGCUGGCACAGGCACUGGCACAGCAAGUCCGACGGCCACUAUCACAUCGACAGGCACCAUACCUUCGGCGACUGGUACGAUCACAACCUCACCCACCACAACAGCAACAUCGGGACGUGAAUAUGGCGCCGAGCAGGACGACGAGCAGGAUAAUGGCGAGGAGGAGAGUGAAGGUGCAGCUGGCGCUGCAGAGCUGGUCGAUGAACAGACGCUGCAGGCGGCGCUUGCGGCUGGCGCUCAGGAGUACGAAGUGAUCACCGACAAGGAGGUGCAUGGCACCGGUAGCACCGAGAGCAAGGCCACCCAGCCCUCACGCAUCAAUUUGCGCCGCAAGGGCAACCGUCGCGGCCAGGUGAUCAGUGUGCGCAUUCCCCCCCGCUACCGUCGCUACUUCAAGAACGGCCAGAGGGUUAUGCUGAACACCAACAGCCGGCCUUACAGGAAGCGCGUGAUAAGGAAGCGCGUCCAAAACAAUCGCAGGCGCGGUGGAAAUAAGAACAAGAAGAACAAAGGCAAGCGCACGCGCAUUACGGGAGUCUAA
Scaptodrosophila lebanonensis is the source of this 867-nucleotide messenger RNA. RefSeq lists its product as uncharacterized. Bases 1 to 867 code for a protein of 288 amino acids. The transcript is spliced from 2 exons. NCBI's taxonomy places the organism in Eukaryota, Metazoa, Arthropoda, Insecta, Diptera, Drosophilidae. The record is from RefSeq and is a predicted model, not a curated record.